UAAAGGCGCGCGCAAAAGGAGAGGGCGGACGCCGCCUGCUUCAGCUCCGCAACCGACGUGGGAACUCGUCUUCUAUCUGCUGCGCCGAGAUGUUGUAACAGAUUUUCAAGGAGGCGCUAAAACACGUGUUUGAUGGGGGAAAGGAGAGCUUUGUUAGCGCACGGGAGAGAGAUUUACGCGGGGGAGGCGAGCGCAACCGCCGUUCCGCCGCCGAGGUGCGCGCACACCAACUCGGCGGGACACGUCUCACGUUCCUCCGGAUGGGAAAGUCUCUGAUGAAGCGUCGCUCUCCAGGCUAUAGUGUGAUGCACAAGCCGGGGGUUGCAUCUGGAUUGUCAAGAACUUACAGGUAUCCGAGUGUUGAAUGCCGCUAGGGUCUCAAGCGCCGGUCAAGGAAUUGCAGAUCAUUAAAAAGACCUUUGCCCUUUUGUUGCUAUGGAGAACCUUAGCGAGCUCCAGAAUCCUUUGUUGGACAAAAAUAGCAAGCACAUGGUCAACGGUUAUGGAGGAGACUUCCCGAACAACCAGUUCCAGGAGAACAUUAUCAACUACUUUGGAGGCGAGAGCGACGGCGGCGGCGGCAGAGGGAAGCCGGUCAAUGUAGUAAGCGGCGGGGGCGGCUACAAUAGCAACGGCAAGAUGAAGUCGCAGCAGCUCUUGGAUGCUACCUCGCUGCAUUUAGCCGUGGAGGCCUUCUACAGGCCCAACUUCAUCUUGUACAAAGAGGACAAUGGCAGCAUCAAGGCCAAGGAAUAUAAAAGCGAGUGCUGUGAGACCACCUUCACGGAGAAGAAGGCCAAGGAGACGUCCAACUCCACCGGAGGGUCCGCGGCCGGCUCGGAGGAACCGCAGGCAAAGGUGCCGGAGGACGGCGAACAUGUCAAAAUCCAGACCGUUUCAUACGAGGUGGAGGAGGAAGAGUACGUUGAGUAUGAGACAGACUGCUCUAGCGACAGCGAGAGUGAGGACAAUUUCAUCGUGGUGCCUCCGAGGGACCACCUGGGCUUGGCCAUCUUCUCCAUGCUCUGCUGCUUCUGGCCUCUGGGAAUCGCAGCAUUUUACUUCUCGCAGGGGACCACCAAGGCGGUCCACAAAGGCGACUUCCCGCUGGCGAACAUCGCCUCCCGACGUGCUCUGUUCCUGGCCGCCCUCUCCAUCACAAUUGGCACAGGAGUCUAUGUGGGGGUGGUGGUGGCACUUAUCGCUUACCUUUCAAAACCGGGACACAUCUAGCCGAUUGCUCAUAUCUGUCGGGAAGAGAAGAGCUGCUUGAAACUUGCAUAUUUAGAGGAUCGUUCUUUGUUGGCUGUACAGAGUUUCCCUGCCACCCUCAUUUCUUUUCCCUGAAGAUUCCCCCCCCCCCGUCAGCCAGAAUUAGCACAGCGGCAGGAAAAGGGGGCAAGCUGGAAGGUGCGGCAAAGAUGAGGAAAAGUUGACAGGAAUGGAUGUUUUCCCUCAUCAUAGUGAGGUUUUUCUCCA
Hippocampus zosterae (dwarf seahorse) is the source of this 1479-nucleotide messenger RNA. RefSeq names its product synapse differentiation inducing 1-like (gene syndig1l). The transcript is spliced from 4 exons. The coding region runs from base 436 to 1233 and encodes 265 amino acids. The record is from RefSeq and is a predicted model, not a curated record. NCBI's taxonomy places the organism in Eukaryota, Metazoa, Chordata, Actinopteri, Syngnathiformes, Syngnathidae. Gene Ontology annotation, cellular component: intracellular membrane-bounded organelle; membrane.